UGACGCUACCGACCCCGUUCCUGAUCGUUAGAUUGCUUUAAUCGCAAACUUGGGUUAUAUCUUAUUGUUGUCGAUUACUUUUCUAAUUAGCUAUCUCUUCAAAUUAAUUUUAUCGUUUGACGUAAAAUAUGAAUAAGUCGGUUGAACGUGCUGAAGGGGUUCUCGUUUAUAACCCUAAAACUGUACCUCAUGGUGCCAUACAGUUAAAUCCUUCUGAGGCACUUGCUCUGCGUCUUCAAAUAAUCAAUUCAUGGAACAAACCUCUAGAAGUGUUACCUCUUAAGUUUGGAGGAGAAGCAGUAACAGUAGCUACCUUUUUCUCAAGUUUACUUGUAACUUAUCGCUCAAGAUCGUUUUUUAAUAUGUUCACUAGAGUUGGACUUGCUUUGUCUUUGGUUCCAUGCGUAUUUCUUCCUACUGGCAUUGCACACCACUGUUUUACCCGUUUUGUUUCUAAUCAAAUUCUUGUUGGACCCUCUAAUUCAAUGUUAUAUCCUGACUGUAGUAUUUGCUUACAAAUACGUGAAGCUCUAAUAAUGAAUACGUGUGGAUUGGUCCUACCCCUAGGCUUUGGCUUUCUCUCUUCUGCAGCCUCUGCGCUUAUCACACGAUCUUACCCGGUACCUGACCUGCUUGAUGUUAAAAGUAUGUGGAGAAUGUUCAAACUCUAUAGUAACUCAUUUCGAACUGUUGGCACCUGUUUGCUUUUGGGUCAUACAAUAUUUGGAACAGCAUUGGUAUACGCUAUGAUGGAUAGUAAUCAACGUGUUCUCAGGCAGCAAAAGUUUAGUCCCAGUAGUGAUUCAUAUAAUGGAUGAUUCAUUGCAAACUAAAUCGAACUUUAGUGCUUGUUGUAAAUUGGUUACAAUUAAACUAAUAUAGAUUUACUUUACUGCACUAAUCUUCUUAACUCUUAAUUAUAUUUGAAAAAGUUAUCGACCUAAUUUUAUCCAAACUACAGGCAGCAAAAUGUCAGACGAAUACACAAAGAUAAAUGUAAGCAUUGGCGGCUGCAAAAAUUGCGUGUCCUGUCUUCAUCACUUACUUGAAAAGUAUGCUGAUAUAAAGGAAUAUAUAAUUAGUUCUGAGGAGAAUCUCAUAUCAGUACAUCCAGUUUAUGUAAAACGAGUGACCAGCCUUUUAAAAUUUGUUGGAUUGGAUAUUAAAGAUGUCGAUAAUCAUUUAUCAGUUUACAGUAAGGACAGUAAAGCCGAGUCAAACGAUGACAUCUACUUCUUAUCAGAGUUAGAUGAUAACUCACAAAUCAAUUCUAUGGCAUCUAAACGCAAACAACUAGACGGUCAUCUUAUUAUGAAACGAAACAACCACUCCAUUAUCGCCUCCGAAUUAGUAGCAAUACUUCCGCAUGAAGUUGAAUGUUGUCGACCACAUUUAGUACCAGGUUGGUGUGUUGCAGUUCAUUCAGAACAUCAUCUAAGUAAAAUAAAUCAAUAUUUACAAUCAUUUGUUCCACUCCCUGGGGAGCUCAGUCAUAUUAAACGAAUAGACAGUUGCCGAUCAUAUGAAAAUAAAUCAACUUAUGUCUUUUUGCAGAUAGCCAGAUCAAGCUACACAUGGCUAGAUGCCAAUGAAACUUUGAAAUCUAUGGUCGACUUACUACAAUUGAAUUCAUCCGAUCACCAGUUUAUUAGCACAUCCCCAACACCCUGCUGGAUACCACUUCAUGCACCAAUAACUCGCAAGCAUCAGCUCCUCUACUCAUUUUCAAAUGAAUCACAAGAGAAGAGAUUUUCAACGUUCAAAAAUUCACUUAAUGAACCAAUUAUUUUAGGUUGGCCAUCCACUUUACGAGCCUGUCCCGAGCUUGAGGAACUAGUGAAUGUUGGACGAAGCUUGUCGUUAUCAUGUUUCUCAGAAUUAGAGCUAAAAAAGCAUUCAUUAUGGCUCAAACGUGUUUCUACCUUGUCAAAACAAGUGCAAGAACUAAGUGAUAUACACCCACAAUCAUGUGCAGGCGUUGAUGGUCCGGCUUGUGCAGUCAUCAUAGUUGAUCCAGAAUCGAAUAUUGCAUUAGUAGAAUCAACUACACCUACGGUAACAUCAGAUAUAUCUUGGUUAGAUCAUGCAGCAUUACUUGCUGUGUCAGCUGUUGCUAAAUUAAAACAGAAUACAGGAAAUCAGUACUCUGAUUCUUACUUGUGUACAGGUUUUGAUGCAUACUUUUCACUCGAACCAUGUCUGAUGUGUGGUAUGGCUCUGCUUCAUAAUCGCAUUCGGCGAGUUUUCUGCUGCCAAAAGCUUGCGGGCGACGGCGCAUUUAGUAAUGCAAGCCGUCUUCACGUGCAGGAACAAUUAAACCAUCGUUUCCGAGUAUUUAGUCCGCCGUAAAUGUCUAUGGGAUUUGUUUUAUAUCAACAUAUUGGCAAUAAAUGAAAAAUAAACUACAUCCUUUUGUCUUUUUAUCAGGGAAGUGAUUUCACAUCAUAUGUUGUGGCGCUAAUUAUGACUAAAUAUAUUCCGCCUCGUUAAUUGUGGACUUCUACUGUAUAUGCUCGGGCGCAUUUAGCUUACAAAUCCUUACUAUUUCGGCUUAUUAUAAAUGACGAUAACAUCCAAAUUUUAUAUCAAAAGAUCUGUACACUAUUUGUGAUACUUAAGCAUUUUGUUACUUCUCAGAGUUUAACUACUUGAAACCAGCCAUGUUAACCAAGUGAACCUUGAAAAUGCGGAACUAGCUAUCGAUUAACAUAAAUUGUUUGCGACGAUUUUAAAUAUGCCUUUAAUUAAAACGAACGGAUAUUAAGGUUUUGUCCAUUCCUCUGCAAACACUUUGUUAAAUAUUAUGGAAUAAUCUUGAUCUCUUUUGUCGU
Molecule: messenger RNA, 2831 nt
Organism: Schistosoma intercalatum
Lineage: Eukaryota; Metazoa; Platyhelminthes; Trematoda; Strigeidida; Schistosomatidae
Source: the annotation of a GenBank genome assembly